AUGGCUGACCAGAAUACGUUUGCGGCGUCCUCGGCGCUUCACCUGAGCUUCCCUCCUGCGGCCUCGGGUGUAUUCCACUCGCGUUCCAUUACCGGUGUCAAGAUCCACCCCGUGGCUCUCUUUUCCAUUUUGGACCACUACCUUCGCCGCGAUGCGUCGCAGCCCCGUGUGAUUGGUACUCUGCUUGGUAUCCGCAGCGAGGCCGAGGUCGAGGUCCGCAACUGCUUUGCUGUGCCUCACAGCGAGAGCGAGGACCCCUGGCAGAUCCAGCUGGACGCCGAGCACCACCGCCGCAUGCUCGAGCUGCACCAGCGUGUGCGUCCCGAGGAGGUGGUGCUGGGCUGGUACAGCACCUCGCCUGAGCUCAACUCGAACAGUGCGUUGAUCCAGGACCACUUCUCGCGCGAGACUGCGCCCCACCAGGCGAUCCAUCUCACCCUGAAUACCAACGUCGCCGACGAAAAGGAUGGGCUGGGCGUCAAGGCGUACGUUAGCUCGCUGCUCGGCACCACAUCCAAGCCCGAGAACUGCACGUUCCUGUCGCUCCCUACGGCCCUCCUUACGUCGGAGCCCGAGCAGACGGCGCUGAGGCACAUUGCCAAGCCCACCGGCUCCGAGUCCGAGACGGACCUGAACGCGCUCGCCGCCUCGCUCGAGCAGGUGAACGCACAGCUGGAGCGUGUCCUGACAUAUGUGCGCAAGGUGCUCUCUGGCGAGGUCGAGGGCGACAAGGCCGUCGGCCGCUACCUCAGCGACACGAUCGGCGUGGUUCCUGCCGGCCUCGAUGGCCCGGUGCUCGAGAAGCUGUUCAACUCGCACCUGCAGGACGUCUUUAUGGUCUCCUACCUUGCCAAGAUUGUCAGCGCGCAGGCCGAGGUAUCUACGCGUCUGGCGCUCCUGUCCUAG
Malassezia japonica is the source of this 906-nucleotide messenger RNA. RefSeq lists its product as uncharacterized. The transcript is spliced from 2 exons. The record is from RefSeq and is a predicted model, not a curated record. Gene Ontology annotation, molecular function: translation initiation factor activity; metallopeptidase activity; translation initiation factor binding. Gene Ontology annotation, cellular component: eukaryotic translation initiation factor 3 complex, eIF3m. Lineage: Eukaryota; Fungi; Basidiomycota; Malasseziomycetes; Malasseziales; Malasseziaceae. Bases 1 to 906 code for a protein of 301 amino acids. Gene Ontology annotation, biological process: translational initiation.